Molecule: messenger RNA, 1266 nt
Organism: Panicum hallii
Lineage: Eukaryota; Viridiplantae; Streptophyta; Magnoliopsida; Poales; Poaceae
Product: putative pectinesterase 63
Exons: 4
Coding region: 1-1266 (421 amino acids)
Biological process (GO): cell wall modification
Molecular function (GO): pectinesterase activity
Source: RefSeq, a predicted model, not a curated record
AUGGGGCACAUUUGUUAUGCUCCCUCACCUGUUGUUGAUCGGGACACCGUGGCUGUUCUCGCGCUGCUGCUAGCAGCGUUCGUCUCGGUGGCUGCUUCGUCGCCGCCGGCGUCGGCUAACCAACCGCAGCAAUCCAGCUUCGCCGUCAACACCCCCGCGAAAAAGCCGAGUCCCGGCGGCGGGGCGGGCUCCGGCGGCCCCGGCAGCUUCGGCGAGUUCAUCGCCGAGAACGUGGAGAGCUACGCCGUGAACAAGCAGAUCUACGCCGCGAAGGUGAAGAACGGCACGGGCAUGUCGGCGGUGGACGCGGAGCUGUCGGCGGCGGAGGCCGGGGCCGUGCGGUGGGUGGUGAGCGCCGACGGCAAGGGCAAGUUCAGGACGAUCAACGAGGCCGUGAAGGCCGUGCCGGAGAAGAACAAGAAGCGGGUCAUCCUCGUCAUCCGGCCGGGCACCUACGUGGAGAAGGUGCUGGUCCCGUACACGAAGCACUUCGUCACGUUCCUGGGCGACCCCAAGUACCCGCCGGUGAUCAUGUGGAACGACACGGCGGCGACCCACGGCAAGGACGGCGCGCCCGUCGGCACCGUCGGCAGCGCCACCGUCGCCAUCGAGUCCGACUACUUCCUGGCCUCCAGCAUCGUCUUCAGGAACCACGCGCCGAUGGCGGCGCCGGGGCAGAAGGGCGGGCAGGCGGUGGCGCUGCGCGUGUUCGGCAGCAAGGCCGCCUUCUACAACUGCACCAUCGACGGCGGGCAGGACACGCUGUACGACCACAAGGGCCUCCACUACUUCAAGGGCUGCCUCAUCCAGGGCAGCGUCGACUUCAUCUUCGGCUUCGGGCGGUCGCUCUACGAGGACUGCGCCAUCGUGUCGGUGACGAAGCAGGUGGCGGUGCUGACGGCGCAGCAGCGGACCAAGAGCAUCGUGGGCGCCAUCGAGAGCGGCUUCUCCUUCCUCCGGUGCCGGAUCUCCGGCGCCGGGCAGAUCUACCUCGGCCGCGCGUGGGGGGACUCGUCGCGGGUGGUCUACUCGUACACCGACAUGGGCAAGGAGGUGGUGCCCGUGGGGUGGGACGGCUGGAACAUCCAGACGCCGGAGCGGAGCGGGAUCUACUACGGCGAGUACAGGUGCUCGGGGCCCGGCGCGCUGGCGCACAAGCGCAUCGGCUGGUCGCUCAUCCUCAACGACGUCCAGGCCAAGCCCUUCACCGGCACGCACUUCGUCUACGGCGACUCGUGGAUCCUGCCGCCGCCCAAGCUGGCCUAA